Molecule: messenger RNA, 1828 nt
Organism: Hyphopichia burtonii NRRL Y-1933
Lineage: Eukaryota; Fungi; Ascomycota; Pichiomycetes; Serinales; Debaryomycetaceae
Gene: HGT12
Product: Hgt12p
Exons: 1
Coding region: 41-1612 (523 amino acids)
Biological process (GO): transmembrane transport; carbohydrate transport
Cellular component (GO): membrane
Molecular function (GO): carbohydrate:proton symporter activity
Source: RefSeq, a predicted model, not a curated record
UUUCUUUCGUUUACGUUUCUCAUUCGUAUUAUAAGUCAGGAUGGGUUUGAAAGACAACUCCUUCAUCCGAAGAUUCGUUGAUGCUAAGUCAAAAAAAUCUGGCUCUUCAGCCCCUGGUAUUAUCAUCGCAGGCUUUGCUGCUUGUGGUGGGGUUCUUUUUGGUUUUGAUACGGGUACUAUCCUGGGUAUCAUGGCAAUGGAUUAUGUUUUGGAAAGAUUUCCUUCUAAUAAAGAGUCGUUUACUUCUUCUGAACUGUCACUCAUUGUUUCUAUUCUUUCAGUUGGUACUUUCUUUGGUGCCUUGAGUGCUCCUUUGUUUGCUGACUCUAUUGGUCGUCGUUGGACGGUUUUAAUUAGUACUUUUUUCGUUUUCAACCUUGGGAUCAUUCUUCAAACAGCUGCAACAAGUAUCCCGCUACUUUGUGUUGGGCGAUUAAUUGGUGGUUUGGGUGUUGGGAUGAUAUCUAGUGUAGUACCUUUGUACCAAGCAGAAACCCUGCCGGAAUGGAUUCGUGGUGCGGUCGUUUCUGCUUAUCAAUUGGCUAUUACUAUUGGUUUACUUUUAGCUGCCUGUGUUAACCAAGGAACUCACCAAAGAAAUGACUCGGGCUCUUACAGAAUCCCAAUAGCAAUUCAAUUUUUAUGGGGGUUAAUUUUAGGAAUUGGGUUCAUACUUUUACCAGAAACUCCAAGAUUUUGGAUUUGCAAAGGUAAAGAUGAUAAAGCAAAAGCUUCUUUAUCAAGAUUGAGAAAGUUACCUCCAGAUCACCCUGAAAUUAUUGAAGAAUAUGAGGAUAUAAAAGCAGCUUACGUAUUUGAAGCUCAAUUCGGUAAAAACCUGUUUGCUCAAGUCUUUUCAAGAAAAGGUAAACAAUUAAAGAGAUUAUUCACUGCAGUUACUUUGCAGGCAUUUCAACAGCUAAGUGGUAUAAAUUUCAUCUUCUACUUUGGUACUCAAUUCUUCAAAGAUUCGGGUAUUGAAAACCCUUUCACUGUUCAGUUGGCUACUAAUAUAGUCAAUGUGGGUUCUACCGUUCCUGGAUUAUUUUUCAUGGAAAUCAUCGGCCGUCGUAAAUUAUUAAUCACUGGGGCCGCAUUUAUGUCUGUUUUCCAAUUAAUCAUUGCUUCCGUUGGUGUUGCAAGUGAUACUGAUGCUUCGAAGAAAAUUCUUGUUGCGUUUACUUGUCUUUCUAUUGCAUCUUUUGCGAUGUCUUGGGGUGAAGCCUGGGUAGUUUCGAGUGAAAUUUUUACAACAAGGACAAGAGCUAAAUCUGUUUCUCUCGCAACCGCUAGUAACUGGUUAUGGAAUUGGGCAAUAGCUUAUGCAACUCCCUAUCUUGUCGAUAAAGAGCACGCAAACCUAGGCUCCAAAAUUUUCUUUGUAUGGGGUGGGUUCAAUUUAGUCAACGUUUUGUUUUCCUUCUUAUUCAUAUACGAAACCAAGGGCCUCACUUUGGAACAGGUAGACGAAUUGUAUGAGAAUGUUUCUCAUGCUUGGUUAUCAUCGAAAUUUGUUCCCUCCCAACAUGCCUUCAGACCUUCUUCUCCCUCUGCUUCAAUCCAUUCGGACUCAAAAGCAGAUGCUAUCUCCGUCGAAGAACGUUCUGUUUGAUAGUCCUUCCUUCUUCAAUUUCCUAGCUUACGUUGUUAUGUAUUCAAUAAAAUUCUUUACUUCACUAAAAUCUUUCUCAAUAGCUUCUUCCUUUCCUUGAAAUUCUUGCCUAAAACCAGGCUUUAUGCGAUUUGAAAUUUGCACCCAGUUGCAAAAAGAAAUUAGUGCGUAUGAGCAAAUAUUGACUACACAAUGCUUCCCAUUUGGACUUCAGAG